Molecule: messenger RNA, 3386 nt
Organism: Hypanus sabinus (Atlantic stingray)
Lineage: Eukaryota; Metazoa; Chordata; Chondrichthyes; Myliobatiformes; Dasyatidae
Gene: cacul1
Product: CDK2 associated cullin domain 1
Exons: 9
Coding region: 202-1263 (353 amino acids)
Biological process (GO): ubiquitin-dependent protein catabolic process
Molecular function (GO): ubiquitin protein ligase binding
Source: RefSeq, a predicted model, not a curated record
GAAAGCCGUAAAGGGAGCGCUGCCUUUGGGCCCAGUGAGGGUGGUGUCGCUGGAAUGUAGAAGAACUAGGGGGAGAGACGCGCAUAUUUAUGUACACUGGAGCAUUCAUGUAGCAGGGUCAGACGAGGCUGGGACUGUUACUGCUGCAUUUGCCUUCAAAGUGUUCUUCCUGGCUCUCGUCCUGAUCACGUAGCUGACACCAUGGACGAAAACAUGGAGGAGGACGCCAGCUAUCAGCAACUGGUAAUGGACGACCACAAUCACAACAACUGGGAGGCAGAUGCUUAUCAGCAUCACCAUAACCACCAGCACCAUAACGGCCACCGCCACACUGAGCUCAUUCUGCCCGAGCCAGGCAGUAUGUCGCAAGCACAACAGGAUCCCAAAGAACUACACCACCAUCAUCUGUCUGUCAACGGGGAAGAGCGAGGGCCAGGAGCGCACAGGGAGCCUGAGCCCAUGACCAAUAAAGUAACCCUGAAUAUUAACAGUUCAGCUUCCAAGUUCUUGAUGAACGUUAUAACGGCUGAAGAUUACCAACGUACUUAUUGGCCGAAGCUGGACAGUGCUAUUGAUCAGCUUUUGACACAGUCUCCUGGAGACUGCAUCCCUAUUUCUUACGAGCAAAUUUACAGUUGUGUUUACAAGUGUGUGUGCCAGCAACAUUCAGAGCAGAUGUACUGUGACCUCAUUACAAAGAUAACCAGUCACUUAAGACGAAUCUCAGAGGAGCUGCAGGUCAGCUGUCCAGAUGCUUACAUUGAGAGGUUUAAUGCAGCACUCAGCCAGUACAUGGGAGCUCUACAGAGCAUUGUGCCUCUGUUCAUUUACAUGAACAAAUUUUACAUUGAAACCAAACUUAACAGAGAUUUGAGAGAUGACCUCAUAAAAUUGUUUACAGAACAGGUUGCAGAAAAGCACGUUCCUACCUUAAUGCCUUUACUAAUAGAAGCUCAGUCAACUCCAUUUAAGAUCACUCCUUCAACCAUGGCAAAUAUAGUUAAAGGCUUAUAUACGCUUAGACCUGAUUGGGCACAGCUGGCACCAAGUCUCUUUUCUAAAUUCAUCCCAAAUAUCCUUCCCCCUGCAUUGGAAUCCAAACUGUCAGAAUAUGCCGCUGAAGACCAAAAACUCCAGCGCGAAUUAAUACAGAAUGGCUUUGCAAGAGGGGACCAAUCACGAAAAAGAGCUGGAGAAGAACUAAUAUUCAAUGGGUCAUCAUCUUUAUCAUCGUCAUGUGCAAAUGCUAGAGGAUUCAGAUAGUGAAGACCUGUUUUUUGUAUUGCCUUGGAAGGACUGAACGUGAAGGUGCAAGGACUGUAGAGGAGUAACACAAUGAGGAGAACGGAAGCUUAGGCCUGUUUUCAUCUUGCCCUUAAAACAGAUGCCAUCUUUUAAGUUUUUUGUUCCUGAAGAUCAUGCUGCUAAUAGACUCUUUCCACUGGCUCAUAAUGUGCUCCCCUUACCUGGACCUCUUACAUACUGGUUCCCCUUAAACAAAAUCCAGCACUCUGCCAAUGUUUUUAAAAUGGGGUGUAGUCUUUUUUUGUAAGAAGCUCAGUUUUCUCCCACUUUAACCAUGUUUGUGACUGCUGUUUGUCAUCUAAAAUACUCCCUAUUUUUCAACAUCUUUCAGAAUUUAAUUUUUUUUAUUUCUAAGUCAUUGCAGGUAAGGUGGUACUGGAAUUGGUUAUUACACAGGAAUCACAUCUUCAUCAAAUUGCUCCUAAAGUAUUAAACAAAUAUCCUGAUAAUAUCUCAACUAAAUUUAAUUCCAAUGUCCAUGCAAUUUCAUUUGAUGGAAUUGAAGUUCAAAGUUAAAUUUAUUAUCAGAGAACAUACAUUUCACCACAUGCAAUCCUGAGAUACUUUUUCUGUGGGCAUAAUUAUUGCACAAUUGUGAAAACCUGUCACAUCCUAAGUAUGUUGACCUCAAAAUAAUUUAUCCAAUAAAAGGUUUGAGAGGAUUAUUCAAUGUAGCUUGCUUAGCAAUUGUCAUAGCUUGUAUAGGAAAACCCAACGACAUUGUUUUAAUUGAGUCCAGUACCACUCAAUUUAUAUUAACAUUACUAAAUAAUUAACAUUGCAGAGUGUCAUAAUGAUUAAUCUUGCUAUUGAAGUUAUUUUGGCUGUGUGAAAGAUCUGCCAUGUUAUUUAUUAGAUUAUUUCCUUCAUGGUCACCUCAUCUGGUAGAUCAAGUGACUCUAGAAUAUAUACUUUUUCGCCUGCACAGUUUGUUAGUUUAAAUUUGAGUUUAUUAAAGUGGUAUUGCAUGUAAUGAGAUCGCUUUCAAUUUCACCCAUUUUCACUAUUAAGGUUAGUCAUCUAGAGAAAAGGAAUGCAGAGGCCAAGUUAAGAUGGGACUUCCUGUUUAAGAUGGCGCUACUGAAGACAUGCAACAGCUUACUGGUAGUUCAAGAGCAAAAGAAUUCAAUUAAAACCAUUACUAAUUACACUUUUUUUGAAGUAAAUGGUGGUAACCUAUCACUGCAAGCAAUAAAGUGAGUGUAGCAAAACGAAUUCGCGGGGUGUGCCCUACUGGUGCGCUGCAAGUUUGACGCAGUUGGAACCUUGCUGGUUGGAGUAGAUGAUUUGGAGGGGAGAAGACGGACAGAGGAGCCCUUAUGCCAGUCCAAAUAACCUGGGUACGAAGGUGGAUUGCUCUAAACACUGAGCUGAUUGGAGAGAUCGAGCGGCUUCUUCAACAGUGAAAUCUAGGUCAAAAGCAAAUCGACUGGCAGUAUGUCAAGGAGCGAUUCACCGCAGCGAAGCUCAGGUCUAAUAUGAGGUACAGUCCCCUGUUUGGAAAAUCUGAAUGCUGGCCCAUUUAGAUUAUAAAGUCAGGGUCUCGAGAGUCAGACAUGGUUGGAUUGUUCUGGGCGCCGAGCCUAUUUGCAGGGGUUGAGAACAGCUCCUUCAGCAGUGAAAUUCAGGCAUGUAGUGAUUCACCGACAGUGGAGCCCGGGUCCUUGUAUGAGGUUCAGACAAUUUAAAACGCUGGCCCACAUAGUCUGGGGGCUUCUCUCUCUGUUAUCCCAAGGCUGUGAGCCUGCCCUCAGAUGCUGUGCUUCCUGCAAACUUUGCAGUGAUUUGCCACACUAAUAUGAUGUGCUGAAUACCGAGGCUUUGGGCCUACUCUGAGCUGUCUGGGGAUUUGGAUCUAAAGACUCAGUUUGGUUCGGAAUGCUGUUGUUGCUCGCUUCACUUUUUGAUAUGACAUGUUUUGUUGUUUUUUUUUCCUUCUCUGUGGGUACUGAGGGUUUGGUCUUAUUUUUUUAAUUGGGUUCUUUCAGGUUCCUUGCUUUUCAACUGCCUGUAAGCAAACAAAUCUCAAGGUUGUAUAACUUAUACAUUCUUUGAUAAUAAAUGCACUUUGAAACUUGAAA